AAGAAGAUAAAGAGAAAUCGAGACAGCAGUAAACAUCCAGUUUACAGAGGAGUACGAAUGAGGAAUUGGGGAAAAUGGGUAUCAGAAAUUCGGGAGCCACGUAAAAAAUCACGUAUUUGGCUAGGGACUUUCCCAAAUCCAGAAAUGGCAGCUAGAGCUCAUGACGUGGCAGCUUUAAGCAUAAAAGGUAAUUCAGCAAUUCUCAAUUUCCCUGAACUAGCUGGUUCACUCCCUAGACCAGUCACACUUAGCCCGCGUGAUAUUCAAGCAGCAGCAGCUAAGGCAGCAGCAAUGGACAAAUUUGAUAACAAUAAUAUAAACAUUACUACUUCUUCUUCUUCUUCUGAUGAUUCAUCACCUAAUAAUUCUACUUCAAAUAUGUCAACUUCUUCUUCGCUAUCAUCGUUGGUAUCAGCAAUUGAUUUGGCGACAUCUGAGGAAUUGACUCAAAUUAUUGAGCUGCCAAGACUAGGCACGAGUUAUUUUGACGAUGAGUUGAAGAAUGAUUUUGUGUAUUGUGAUCACUCCGCAGUGGAAGGUUGGUUAUAUCCUGAUGAUGGAGGAAUGAUUUAUUCAAGCUGUUUUGAGCCUUCUUUGUUGUGGAAUUACUAAUUUUUUAAGUACUGUGUGCUAAUGAUGCAACCCUUCAAAUUUGUGUGGACUAUGGAUUUUCUUCUUCAUCUUUUUUUUUUUGGUUGGUGUUUGUAUAAAAAAAAAAAAAAGGUUUUAGCCUUUUCUUCAAUUUUUCUGUAGAGGGGCUAAAAAGACUUUUCGAUCCUAUUUCCUUUCUUCCCUUUUGUAAGUUGUAAGUUUUGCUAUUCAAUAAAUCUAACUGUACAGUGUUAGGAAGAGAAGAAUUAAAAGGUCAUAAAUGCCUUGUCAAUAUUUGUUGGUCUA
Messenger RNA from Nicotiana tabacum (common tobacco), 897 nucleotides. RefSeq names its product dehydration-responsive element-binding protein 3. Gene Ontology annotation, biological process: regulation of DNA-templated transcription. Gene Ontology annotation, molecular function: DNA binding; DNA-binding transcription factor activity. NCBI's taxonomy places the organism in Eukaryota, Viridiplantae, Streptophyta, Magnoliopsida, Solanales, Solanaceae. The record is from RefSeq and is a predicted model, not a curated record.